Messenger RNA from Drosophila serrata, 1520 nucleotides. It is a transcript of the gene slp2, whose product is annotated as sloppy paired 2. The record is from RefSeq and is a predicted model, not a curated record. Gene Ontology annotation, biological process: regulation of transcription by RNA polymerase II. Gene Ontology annotation, cellular component: nucleus. Gene Ontology annotation, molecular function: sequence-specific double-stranded DNA binding; DNA-binding transcription factor activity. Lineage: Eukaryota; Metazoa; Arthropoda; Insecta; Diptera; Drosophilidae.
GAUAACUCUCCAAUCAUGGUGAAGAUCGUUGAAGGCCUGCCGUCCAGCGAGAUCAGUGCCCAUCACAUCCAGCAGCAGCAUCACCUGCAGCAUCAUCCUUCUCAUCAUUCACUGCCACCCGCGACCCAUCCACAUCAUCCGCAUCCUCAUCCGCAUCCGCUGCAGCAGCCGCCUUCCGUUGGCUUGAAUCUCACCAAUCUGAUGAAGAUGGCCAGGACGCCGCACUUGAAAUCCAGCUUCUCGAUCAAUGCCAUACUCCCGGAGACCGUGGAGCAUCACGACGAGGAUGAGGAGGAAGGCGAUGUCGAUGGGGAGGCGGAGGAGAAGAAACCGAACCUGAAUAAUAACAACAAUAAUCCCAGCACGCCCUGGGGCAGCGAGGAUCCGGAGGCGGAAAGUGAUACCGAAUCGGAUCUGGAUGUCACCAGCAUGUCACCGGCCCCCGUGGCCGUCAAUCCCAACGAGAGCGAUGCCGAGGAGGUGGACGAGGAGGAUGUGGAAGAGGACAUCGAGUGUGACACCGAUGGCGAUGCCGAGAGCAAGUCCGGCGAUGGCAAACCCGUCAAGGACAAGAAGGGCAACGAGAAGCCGCCGUACAGUUACAAUGCCCUGAUCAUGAUGGCCAUCCGGCAGAGCCAGGAGAAGCGUCUCACCCUCAACGGGAUCUACGAGUACAUCAUGACGAACCAUCCGUACUACAGGGACAACAAGCAGGGCUGGCAGAACUCCAUCCGGCACAAUCUGAGCCUCAAUAAGUGCUUUGUGAAGGUGCCGCGGCAUUACGAUGAUCCCGGGAAGGGCAACUACUGGAUGCUGGAUCCCUCGGCGGAGGAUGUCUUCAUUGGUGGCUCCACGGGCAAGUUGCGAAGGAGAACAACGGCUGCCUCGAGGUCCAGAUUGGCGGCCUUCAAGAGGUCACUUAUAGGACCAAUGUUCCCGGGAUUGGCUGCUUAUCCUCAAUUUGGUCAGUUUCUGGCUUAUCCCCCAACGGCGCCCAGUUUGCUGGCCAGCAUGUAUCAGCGAUACAAUCCCUUUGCGCCCAAAAGUGGUCCAGGACACCAUCCGGGAUUGCCACCACCACCGCCAGCACCUCAUCCUCAGGGGGCGGGACCACCGCCAGGACCUCCACCCCCACCCUUUGUGGCGCCUCCCUCGAGUAGCGAACUCUACCAGCGAUUGCAGUACCAACAGCUGUUGCAUCAGCAUGCGGCAGCCGCCGCUCUGGCGGCUCACCAGCGGCAACUCUCGGUGGCAGCCGCGGCUGCAGCCACAGUCUCACCUCAGUCCCCGCUCCACCCAAGCCACCCAAGCCACCCAAGCCACCCGAGUCACCUGAGUCACCUGGGGCAGCAGCCGCAAACCUCUCCGAGUCACCACCAAGGCGGCGGCGGAGGUGGAGACUCCCCGGGACCCUCGCCGCAGCCCCUCAUCAAGCCCGUCACUGUGGUCUCGCGGAACAGCUGAAGGAGUAGCCACUGUAGUCCCUAAGUAUUCACUGUACAUAGUUAUAGCCGCGACUG